Molecule: messenger RNA, 4078 nt
Organism: Nanorana parkeri
Lineage: Eukaryota; Metazoa; Chordata; Amphibia; Anura; Dicroglossidae
Gene: SCUBE3
Product: signal peptide, CUB domain and EGF like domain containing 3
Exons: 23
Coding region: 529-3564 (1011 amino acids)
Biological process (GO): signal transduction
Cellular component (GO): cell surface
Molecular function (GO): calcium ion binding
Source: RefSeq, a predicted model, not a curated record
UGGUGAGGGGGGAGGUUUUGCUCUAUCUUUUCAGUAUACAGGCUCUUUUUUAACAGACAACACUUCUUCUGUCUCAGUACCCUACAGAUCUACUUUUAUCUUAUUUUUGUUAUGUAGGAGUUACAAACCUGCAUUUCUAUUACCUUUUUUUGAAAAAUGGUUUGAAUUUUGCCAGCAUCCAAACUGAUAAGUAAUUUUAUCAUCGCAUUUUUUUUUUCCAUGAUUGAAUUACUACUUUUCUACAGCUACAAUGCAGAGAAAACGUUUUUUGUUUUAACGGCACUGCAGAGUUAGGUCAAAAGCAAAAAUGCCACAAAAGUAAACUUAAUUGUUACCAAGGUACCACUAAACAAUAUGGCACUUUUCUUCACUUGAUUGGAUUUAUGUGCUGAUUUUUUUUUAAAUUAAAAAUGCUGCAGCAGAAUUUUAUAGCUUUGGAUGUUCUGGCAGAUCAUGUUUGACAGCAGAAUAGACAGGGGUUCUGACCUAGUAGCUCAACUUUUUCUGUUUCUGUAAAGUUGCCAAAAUAUGUAUUUUUACUGUAAUAGAGUGCACAGAACCGUUGCCAUGGACAUACAAUGGGACAUGGUAUACACUUUAUUUUUGUUCCUGUUUCUCUACGGCCACAUCAAUCUCAGCAUGGCCAGCCAAGAUGUUGAUGAAUGCGUGGAAGGAACAGACACAUGCCACAUAGAUGCCAUCUGCCAAAACACCCUUCGGUCAUAUAAGUGCAUUUGCAAGUCUGGAUACACAGGGGAUGGAAAGCACUGCAAAGAUGUGGAUGAAUGUGAACGCGAUGAUAAUGCAGGAUGCGUACACGAGUGUGUGAACAUACCUGGCAACUACAGGUGCAUGUGCUAUGAUGGCUUUCGAUUGGCACACGAUGGACACAACUGUCUUGAUUUAGAUGAAUGUAUGGAAGGCAAUGGGGGCUGCCAGCAGAUAUGUGUCAAUAUGAUGGGGAGCUAUGAGUGCCGCUGUCGUGAAGGAUUCUUUCUCAGUGACAACCAACAUACAUGUAUCCAGCGUCCAGAAGAAGGCUUCCUCUGCAUGAACAGGAACCAUGGAUGUGCACAUAUUUGCCGAGAAACUCCAAAGGGUGUGUCCUGUGAAUGUCGACCGGGCUUUGAAUUAACAGGAAAUCAAAAAGACUGCAAAUUAACCUGUAACUAUGGUAAUGGUGGCUGUCAGCACACAUGUGACGACACCGAUCACGGACCGCGAUGUGGUUGCCAUGUCAAAUUUAUUUUGCAUUCCGAUGGCAAAACUUGCAUAGGGGAGAGACGCUCCGAUCAGACUCCUAGCGCCCCGAUCUUAGCCAAUGAGACUUGCUCAGUGAAUAAUGGUGGCUGUGACAGUCGAUGUCAUGAUGCAGUAACAGGAGUUCACUGCAGCUGUCCUAUGGGUUUCAUGCUACAAGCAGACAGGAAGACCUGCAAAGAUAUUGAUGAAUGCCGUGCCAAUAAUGGUGGCUGCGAUCAUAACUGUCGUAAUUCAGUUGGUAGCUUUGAGUGUGGUUGCAAAAAAGGUUACAAACUGCUAAUUAAUGAAAGAGGCUGCCAAGAUAUUGAUGAGUGCUCCUUUGACAGAACAUGUGAUCACAUCUGUGUCAACACUCCUGGGAGCUUUCAGUGUUUGUGUCACAAGGGCUAUACGCUAUAUGGACUCACUCACUGUGGAGAUAUAGAUGAAUGUAGCCUUAACAAAGGGGGCUGCAAAUAUGGUUGCAUCAAUAUACCAGGAGGCUUUGAGUGUACCUGUCCAGCUGGCUUUAAACUUCACUGGAAUCUGAAAGACUGUAUAGAGCUGGUAAAAUGUAUGAUGGCUGGAAUGUCCUCUCGUGCGGCUUUGACUUGCUCUCGAAAUGGGAAGAAGGACACCUGCUCUCUCACGUGUAGCUCAAAGACUUUGCUGCAGCCAGAGUCAGAGAGCAGUUAUAUUUUCAGCUGUGGAUCUCCAGCACAUAAACCUGGACUCAGCCCUAAACAGAAUUCUAGCCAUCACUGCACUGAAACUCUGGUACCACCAGUAAAGCAGAGAGCAUCAUUCAAACUUAAAGAUUCCAGAUGUGGCCUGAGAGUGCGUGGCAGAUCAGCAAGAGGGGAGGAAAGCGCAAGACAUGGAAGUUCUCAUGCAUCAUGCUCAGACUGCCAGCUAACAUAUAUUCAUUUGAAAUGCGAUUCUCUCUGGAGGAAUAAAGGCCGCAGCACUCGCUCUUCUCCCAGUAAAGAGGUUACCAGGAUCUCAUUAGAGUUGGAAGCUGAAGUCAAAUUGGAAGAGGCCACAUCAAGCUGUGGGCUGACAUGCCUCCGCCAGCGACUAGAACGUAAGAUUAAAUCUACACUGAAAUCUUUGAGGAAAUCUAUCAAUCAAGAGAGAUUUGUGAUACGCUUAGCAUCUGUAGAAUAUGAGGUAGCACAAAAGGGUGGCACAGCAACCGAAAGGGGAGAAAACUGCACUCCAGGACAUCACCGCAUGUGGGGAAAAUGUGCUAGCUGCCCUCCUGGUACAUAUUACAAUGGCCAACUUGAUCAAUGUCAAGCAUGUGCCCAGGGGACCUUCCAAGAUAAAGAAGGGCAGCUGUUUUGUGACCUGUGCCCAGGGGCAGAAGCCAGCGGACCACCAGGAGCCGUUAAUAUUACAGCUUGUACUGGUCAGUGCCUUUCAGGCCAAUUCUCUACAGAUGGUUAUAGACCUUGUCAAUUGUGCCCACGUGGUAUGUACCAAACAGAAUCUGGGCGGACUCACUGCAUACCUUGUGGAGGGGGACUGAGCACUAGACAUGAAGGAGCCAUAUCUUUCCAAGACUGUGAAACUAAGGUUCAGUGCUCACCAGGCCAUUAUUAUAACACAACUCUACAUCGCUGUAUUCGCUGUACGAUUGGCUUUUAUCAGCCUGAAUUCCGGCAGAACUUCUGUAUUGCAUGUCCUGGAAACUCCAGCACGGACUUCGAUGGCUCCACCAGUGUCGCCCAGUGCAAGAACCGGCAUUGUGGAGGGGAACUGGGGGAUUACACCGGUUUUCUAGAGUCACCAAAUUAUCCAGGAAAUUACCCUUCUAGCGUUGAAUGUACAUGGAACAUCAAUCCACCACCCAAACGUAAAAUUCUGCUAGUGGUACCUGAGAUUUUCCUGCCCUCUGAAGAUGAGUGUGGAGAUGUACUGGUCAUGCGCAAAAAUGCUUCACCUUCUUCCAUCACCACCUAUGAGACUUGUCAGACAUAUGAGCGACCAAUUGCCUUCACAGCACGAUCACGCAAGCUUUGGGUGCACUUUAAAAGUAAUGAGGUCAAUAGUGCCCGUGGUUUCCAAGUGCCUUAUGUCACAUAUGAUGAGGACUAUGAACAACUAGUAGAAGACAUUGUGAGAGAUGGGAGACUUUAUUCAUCUGAAAACCACCAGGAAAUUCUAAAGGAUAAGAAGCUGAUUAAGGCUUUUUUUGAGGUCCUUGCACACCCUCAAAACUAUUUCAAAUACACAGAGAAACAUAAGGAGAUGUUACCACGAUCCUUUAUCAAACUUCUGCGCUCCAAAGUAUCAGCCUUUUUGCGACCGUAUAAGUAAUAUGAACUGGAUUAUGGACUGUGAAGCAAAUGCGCAAGCACAUUGUAUGUGCAGAGGGCCACAUUUAUAUCACAAUCAGCAAAAUGCACAAGAAGAACUACAAUAUGACUAAACAUAUUGAUAGAGUUUGCCAGCAUAUGAUUUAAUAAGACUGAUGCGUUUUAAACGUUUGUGUCCUUUUGAUGAGGUUAGGCUGGUAUAGAAAGACAUUACACUAACCCGCAACGUCCUCAUAUGCUAUGUAUUAUUGACUGUGGCCAUGUCAUUAAAAAAAAUGAUGGGCACAAACCACCAUUGUACAAUGGACAUCUUGGAUGAUGCCGGUUUUGGAAACACUUUAAGGGUACAGAGUUUUAAUUUUUUUUGACAACCUCUGAACCAAAAGAGUAAUUUAGUAAUUUCGCCAUAUUUUUUAACAAUAAUAUCCUUUAAACAGUUUCUUGAAAAAUUAUCUCAUGUGAUCCACUGUAUAAGCCUGUUGAAUGUACAAACUGAUAAACGCCUUAGGACUGUU